Molecule: messenger RNA, 2101 nt
Organism: Alnus glutinosa
Lineage: Eukaryota; Viridiplantae; Streptophyta; Magnoliopsida; Fagales; Betulaceae
Product: RNA polymerase sigma factor sigB
Exons: 8
Coding region: 125-1882 (585 amino acids)
Biological process (GO): regulation of DNA-templated transcription; DNA-templated transcription initiation
Molecular function (GO): DNA-binding transcription factor activity
Source: RefSeq, a predicted model, not a curated record
CCCUUAUCCAUUUUUUUAUCGCCAAAACAGCAAUUGGGAACACACCUCUCCUCCUCUCUUCUCUUCCUGCCACCAAUGCUAAAACGAACAACAACUGACAAAAUAGUACGAGGAGUGGAGUAGGAUGUCGUGUUUGCUUCCACAGUUUAAGUGCCAACCCGAUACCUUCUCCAUUCAAUUCAGAACUCACCACCACACUGUCACUACCAUCCACCCCCAUACGCACACAUCAAAAACUAGAGAGCCUGUUUGUUUCGGAGUGCAAUGCGUUUUAUCCGCUACAUCACCUUCAACAUCAACAGGAACUACUACAGUGCUUAAUAUGGAGAAGCUGAGAUUACCUUCUUUAGAAACUAAUUCUGACUCAUUCACUGCAAACAGACCGUGGACGUAUAUGGGGGCAAUUGGUCCACCCACAGUGGCAAAAUUUGAAGCAACAUUAGCAACAGAAACACUUAUUACAAGUGAAGAGGCUGUAAUAGCUGCAGCUGCUGCUGAAGCUGUUACUCUUGCCAAAGCGGCUGUCAAGUUUGCAAAGGAUGCAGCCCUGCUGGCUAAAAAUAACCACUCUGCAAAAGCAGAUAGUACGUCACCAAUUUCUUCCGAACCUGAUACUUUACUUUUCAACUGGGUUCAGCACAUGAAAACUGAUCGAGCUGGUAUAGUAGGAGAUCCCAUGGGAGCUGAAGCAGGACUGUUGGAAGACCAUUUGAUGCAACGUGCCACAAAGGAGUCUGAUGAUGUGGAGCCAACAGAUAAGGAGCUUGAACUUCUGCAAGAACAACUUCCCAAGAGUGUAGCUGUAAGAUCAAGGCGCCAAAUAGAACGAAAAGCCAAAAGAGCCAAAGCAGCAGUGAAGGCUGCUGCCAAUGUUGUGUCUGUGAAACCUGGUUCUACCAGCCGGAAAAAGCGUGCUUCCUUACAAGAUGUAGACUACUCUGAUCCGCUGCGUUACUUGAGAGCAACUACCAGCACUUCUAGGCUUCUUACUUCCACUGAAGAAUUGGAGUUGUCUGAAGGAAUACAGGACCUGUUGAAACUGGAAAAGCUCCAUGAGGAACUCACUGAGCGAUUUGGUGGUAAGCCCACCUUUGUGCAAUGGGCUGCAGCUGCAGGAGUUGAUCAGAUGACCCUGAGGAAGCGCUUAAACUACGGUAUUCUUUGCAAAGACAAAAUGAUUAAAAGCAACGUACGGCUUGUUAUAUCAAUUGCAAAAAAUUAUCAGGGGGCUGGGAUGAAUCUCGAAGAUCUUGUUCAGGAAGGAUGUCGAGGUCUUGUAAGAGGUGCAGAGAAGUUUGAUGCUUCAAAGGGUUUUAAGUUCUCAACCUAUGCUCACUGGUGGAUUAAACAGGCAGUUCGGAAAUCUCUGUCCGAUCAGUCCAGGACAAUUCGCUUACCCUUUCACAUGGUGGAGGCAACCUACAGAGUGAAGGAGGCUAGAAAACAAUUCUAUAGUGAAAAUGGAAGACAUCCUAAUGAUAAAGAAGUUGCUGAGGCAACAGGGCUGUCAAUGAAGAGGCUUACAGCUGUAUUACUGACUCCAAAAGCUCCUAGAUCUUUGGAGCAGAAGAUUGGCAUCAACCAGAAUCUUAAACCUUCGGAAGUAAUUUCAGAUCCCGAUGCAGAAACAGCAGAAGAUCUGCUGACGAAGCAAUUCAUGAAGCAGGACCUGGAGAGUGUACUAGACAGUCUCAAUCCGAGAGAGAAGCAGGUCAUCAGAUGGAGGUUUGGAAUGGAGGAUGGAAGGAUGAAGACAUUGCAAGAGAUAGGGGAGUCGAUGGGUGUUAGUAGAGAGAGAAUUAGGCAAAUCGAGUCAUGUGCAUUCCGUAAACUGAAGAACAAAAAGAGAACCAAACAUUUGCAGCAAUAUGUGCUUUCAUAAGUCUAUACACAGAAAGAUUGCAGAAGACCGGAGCUAGCUUACUUGAGGCCCAAAAAGGCUUGUCUUGCAUUUAUCUAUGUUUAUAACUUGCUUCUUCUUUUCUUUUCUUUUUUCAUUUUGCAGGACGGAAAUGUAAGCCUCAUUUCAGGAUUCAGAAGAGAGUUGUUCUGUAUAGAAACUAAAGCAUUUUUGCUGUAAGCCUCAUUUUGAAAUUAAGCA